UUUAACCGGGCUCCUACUCACACAGGUUAGCACAGAAGGAUGUAAACCUGAUGUCAGGGAUUGAUUUGGAUGAGGAUAAGAAAGACACAUCCUUCUUCCAGGAUCCCCUAAAGGAUUUCAUGAAGUCUCUGUCAGUCAACAAAAGAAGACCCGUCUACUGGAUCCUUGAUAACGAAGGAGUUUACUACGGCGAGCAAAACCCAGUAACUGGCUUCUUCGUGUGGGACAAAGUAGCCGUGUGUUCAUGUCCAGGAGUGCAAGGAGCCUUCGGAGGACCUGGAGGAGGAGAAACCUUCGGAGGACCUGGAGGAGGAGAAACCUUCGGAGGACGUGGAGGAGGGUGGGGUGGACCUGGAGGACCAGGAGGAUGGGGUGGACCUGGAGGACCAGGAGGAUGGGGUGGACCUGGAGGACCAGGAGGAUGGGGUGGACCUGGAGGACCAGGAGGAGGGGGGGGCCGGGGAGGACAGGAGGAUGGGGUGGACCUGGAGGCCAGGGGAUGGGGUGGGUGGGGCCCCAGGAGGGUGGAGGAUGCACAGCCCACCAGUGAGUUUUACAACGAUCCAUCCAUCCCGGAGGUCAAGUUGGACAAGUUCCAGUGUCACGGGGACGAGUCUGACCUUCUGAUGUGCACACACCGCUGGGACACUGACCAGUGUAAAGUCAAGGAGCUGGCCGGGGUCAAGGAUUACGAAGCUGCCUUUGGUCUGGCUGACAUCAAUGUUGCCAACCCUCACAUACCAUGA
Messenger RNA from Cherax quadricarinatus, 746 nucleotides. Lineage: Eukaryota; Metazoa; Arthropoda; Malacostraca; Decapoda; Parastacidae. The record is from RefSeq and is a predicted model, not a curated record.